GGAGUGAGUCCAACUCUGGCUGUUUUUGCAUUUGUCACGCAGUGGGCGCUGUGAUGGGGAAGAAGUCCCGACUCGGCCGGUUCAAAGCCUGCCGGUCAGCAGUUCGGAGCCCAUGACGAGAAGCAAAAGGACGAGGAGCAACCAGACAACGGAGGCCUGUUUCCUUGGAACAGCCUAGCCGAUGGCAAAGUGAAUUUGGUCACUGGUCAAUGUAAAGGCAAAAGUUCAAGAUCCUUGUAUAGACCCAACGUGUGGUUCCUCCAAGGUUCCCACAAAGUGGUUUGCAACAUAAACUGAAAACAUGGUUCAAGAAGAUGGUGACGUGGCAUCCAGAUCCAUUUUUGCCUGGGAUUAUGUUUUGUGGGAAGUUCGUCUGAAACUAGUGGUGGCUGGCUUUUUCAUCUACCUGGGAGUAUUUUUUCUCUCACACUACCUGUCUUCAAGGAUAAGCAUCACUUACCGUGCCUUGCCAGCAAAAGAGAAAGUCUUCUGGAAUCUGGCUGCCACACGAGGUGUGUUUGGCAUUCAGAGCUGCGUUGCUGGUUUAUGGGCUUUGCUUCUAGAUCCAGUUUUUCAGGCUGACAAAGUGUAUUCCCAGCAGGAGUGGAGCUGGUUCAACUGCCUAAUAGCCUCUGGCUUUUUUUUGCUUGAAAAUGUAGCUGUUCAUGUGUCUAAUAUUGUUUUCAGGACAUUUGAUUUAUUCCUAGUUGUUCAUCAUUUGCUUGCUUUUGGUGGCUUUUUUGGUUUGGUGACCAACAUAAAAUCUGGACAUUAUAUACCCUUGAUGGGAAUGCUACUAGAGAUGAGCACACCUUUCACCUGUAUAUCCUGGAUUCUUUUAAAGGUUGGCUGGGCUAACACUUUCUUUUGGAAGGCAAACCAGUGGGUAAUGAUUCACAUGUUUCAUUGCCGCAUGAUCCUUACUUACCACAUGUGGUGGGUGUGCAUUUCCAAUUGGAACGCUGUGCAAGAAAACCUGGGAUGCCUACAUUUUACAGUUGUAUUCACAGGGCUGAGCGCUGUCACAUUUGUACUUAACCCUUACUGGACAUACAAAAAGACUAAGCAGCUUGUCUGUCCUAUUGACUGGAAUUUUACCAAUAGAACAAUGAAAAACGGCUCCUCCAAAAAACUAAAUGGUAAACUACUCCAGACGAAAGCGUUAUGAUGCUGAAUUUGGGUGUCUUUUCCACACAGUAGUGAACUGUGGGUUAGACAGCUAGGACCAUGAAGCUUACCCCCA
Molecule: messenger RNA, 1243 nt
Organism: Gekko japonicus
Lineage: Eukaryota; Metazoa; Chordata; Lepidosauria; Squamata; Gekkonidae
Gene: CLN8
Product: ceroid-lipofuscinosis, neuronal 8
Exons: 3
Coding region: 302-1168 (288 amino acids)
Biological process (GO): lipid homeostasis
Cellular component (GO): endoplasmic reticulum; membrane
Source: RefSeq, a predicted model, not a curated record